CUGGCUAUGUGGUCCUAACAAACAUUACGUUCAGUCCUGGACAGAUACUGCAACAACCCACAUCACUGGCGUGUAGCUACACAAUUUUCGCUGCGAAGAAGUAAGUGGAUAAAAAAAAACGGAAUAUAACGAUACGAACUACCGAACUAGAAGAAGUUGAGCCGACCGACAUACGAAGGGACGCAAAAGGAAGCGUUUCCCUCUGUGUUGCAAAGCUGUGGCUUGUUGGACAAAGUCUUGUUCUCGACUCUGUGCAUGUUGAAAUCGGAGGAGUGCAUUGGUACGGUGACUCGGUCAGACACCGUCUAGUUUCCAAGCAGAGCGGCCGCAGCGGCAAGGCAAACACCGGAGGCAUGAUUUUGAGAAGGGGCUCCGUUGUUGGCGUUGGAUUUUGCUUACAUGCCUUGUUGUUGUGCUUUUGUGCAAAGGUGGCCGAGGGAACCGGUCAGUUCGAGUUGGAGAUCUUAUCGAUGAACAACCGGAACGGCGAGCUUCUUAGCGGGCUGUGUUGUGACGGCUCGCGGAUCACCGGGGAUCGGAAAUGCAGGAUGGAUGAGUGUGAUACGUAUUUUAAAGUGUGUUUGAAGGAAUACCAGUCGCGGGUUUCGGCUGCGGGACCUUGCAGCUUCGGGUCCGGUUCUACCCCUGUCCUUGGAGGGAAUACAUUUUCUUUGAAGAACUCGGCGAAGAACGAAAGAUCCAAGAUUGUUUUGCAGUUCAGUUUCGCCUGGCCGAGGUCCUACACGUUGAUAGUGGAAGCCUUGGACGCUAACAAUGACACCAGCGGUGGUGAUGGUCAGGUGAUUGAGAAGGCGUCCCACUCUGGGAUGAUCAACCCCAGUCAUCAGUGGCAGAAGCUCAGCCACAACGGUCCUAUUGGUCAGUUUGACUAUCAGAUCCGGGUCAGCUGUGACGAGCACUACUACGGCUUCGGGUGCAACAAGUUCUGCCGACCCCGAGACGAGUUCUUCGGGCACUACACCUGCGACUACAACGGGAACAAGACCUGUCUGGAGGGCUGGUCUGGACUAGAAUGUAACACACCUAUUUGUCGGCAGGGCUGUAGUACAGAACAUGGACACUGCAAAGAGCCAGGUGACUGCAAGUGUCUGUAUGGCUGGCAGGGGCAGUACUGUGACCAGUGUAAUCCUCACCCUGGCUGUGUCCAUGGAACCUGUGUUGAACCAUGGCAGUGUCUAUGCGAUACCAACUGGGGAGGACAUCUCUGUGACAAAGAUCUGAACUUCUGUGGGACCAAACAGCCCUGUCUGAACGGAGGAACCUGCAGCAACACGGGACCUGACAAAUACCAGUGUUCCUGUGUUGAGGGCUACUCUGGAGUCAACUGUGAGAGGGCAGAGCAUGCAUGUCUGUCUGAGCCCUGCUCUAAUGGAGGGAGCUGUGUUGAGACCAGUCUGGGUUAUGAGUGUGUCUGUUCCCCGGGCUGGAGUGGACCCUCCUGUACCAUCAAUGUUGAUGAGUGCUCUCCUAACCCCUGUAACCAUGGGGGGACCUGUCAGGAUCUGGUUCAUGCUUAUAAGUGUCUCUGUCCUCCUCAGUGGACCGGCAAGACCUGCCUCAUCGACGCCAACGAAUGCGACAGCAAGCCCUGUGUCAACGCCAACUCUUGCCGCAACCUGAUUGGUGGAUACUUCUGCGAGUGCGUUCCUGGUUGGACGGGACAGAAAUGUGACAUCAAUAUCAAUGACUGCAAGGACCAAUGCCAGCACGGAGGAACCUGCAGGGACUUGGUGAACGGGUUCCGCUGUGUGUGUCCUACGGGUUACUCUGGAGACCACUGUGAGAGAGAUGUGGAUGAGUGUGCCGGCGCUCCCUGUCUGAACGGCGGGCGAUGCCAAGACCAGGUCAACGGAUUCACCUGCCUCUGUCUGCCAGGAUUCUCGGGACAACUCUGUCAGUUGGACAUAGACUACUGCCUCGACAACCCAUGUCAGAACGGAGCCGCAUGCUACAACCUGGCUACAGGUCACUACUGCGCCUGUUCAGACGACUACGAAGGGAAAAACUGCUCUCACCUCAAAGACCACUGUCACACCAGCACGUGCAAAGUGAUUGACAGCUGCACGGUUGCCGUGGGAUCCAACAGUACCCCUGGAGGGGAGCGGUACAUCUCCUCCAACGUGUGUGGUCCUCACGGACGCUGUCGGAGCCAGGCUGGAGGACAGUUCAGCUGUGACUGUCAGGAGGGCUUCAGAGGCACAUACUGUCACGAGAAUAUUAAUGACUGUGAGAGCAGCCCGUGUGGUAACGGAGGAACCUGUAUAGAUAAAGUCAGUGUGUACCAGUGUAUCUGUGGAGACGGCUGGGAGGGGGAUCACUGCGAGACCAAUAUAGAUGACUGCAGCACUAGUCCAUGCCAUAAUGGAGGAACAUGUCGAGACCUGGUGACUGAUUUCUUCUGUGAGUGUAUGAACGGCUGGAAGGGGAAGACCUGCCACUCCCGUGAGAGCCAGUGUGACGAGGCUACCUGUAACAACGGAGGGACAUGCCAUGAUGAGGGAGACACCUUCCAGUGCAAGUGUUCCCCUGGAUGGGAGGGGGCUACCUGUAAUAUAGCUAAGAAUAGCAGCUGUCUUCCUAACCCCUGUGAGUACGGGGGAACCUGUGUGACCAGUGGGGACUCCUUCACCUGCGUCUGCAAGGAGGGCUGGGAAGGAGAGACCUGUAAACAGAGUGAGUGUACAAUGACAUUUCAGAAUACACUUCUAUCCACAGUCCUGCAUAGGAUGUCUAAAUACAACCGGAGUCACAUCUGAUGUACAGACUGCUGUGUUCACAUCCACUGUUCUCUGUC
Molecule: messenger RNA, 2815 nt
Organism: Oncorhynchus nerka (sockeye salmon)
Lineage: Eukaryota; Metazoa; Chordata; Actinopteri; Salmoniformes; Salmonidae
Product: protein jagged-1b-like
Biological process (GO): Notch signaling pathway; cell communication; multicellular organism development
Cellular component (GO): membrane
Molecular function (GO): calcium ion binding
Source: RefSeq, a predicted model, not a curated record